Messenger RNA from Sesamum indicum (sesame), 1531 nucleotides. RefSeq lists its product as uncharacterized. Lineage: Eukaryota; Viridiplantae; Streptophyta; Magnoliopsida; Lamiales; Pedaliaceae. The record is from RefSeq and is a predicted model, not a curated record.
UAUCAUUCUGAAUAAAUAUCUCAAGAUCUGCAUCCAGAUGUCUUCCUUUCCCAUGUAAAUAUAGAAAAUAAUAAAAGGGUUCUUGGGUGUUUGGAAAAACUUUUGUCCAUUGAUGACACAAGAAAAAGGAACAGCUUUCAUCCAAUUAAUUGUCCUCUGUUUUGGGUACAAAAGUUGAUCGUUAAAGGAAAAUAACAGCUAAUCUAGCUGUAAACACAGCCUUCCACCACCAAAAUCGGCACAAACACUUUCCUUGUUUGCUAAUAAAGCUUUAAAGUGAGUUGCUGUCUCUAUUCCAUCAAUCCUCUGCCUAUUUAUUUCCACCCCAUAAUUAAGCCUCAGGUGGGUUUUUGGCUUAAGAGCUUUUCUUGGAUCUGUCUUCUUUCUUUCACGCUAAACCCUUUACUGCAAUCAUCAUAUCUUCACCGUGGAGUGAGCCUGAGAUCAGGAAGCGGCCGUUGCAUAGGGCUAAAACUUGAAACUUGAUUGACUAAAAAGACAAGGAGACAGAUUUCACUAGUCUUUUGAGUGAUCAAUGGUGUCCCCUGGAUUUUUUCUUAUCUGUACGCUCCAUUCUUUGGUGGCCUUAACAUGUGGAGCCAUGAUGAUGUUCUAUAGGGAUGAGGUGUUUGUGUUUAGCCAUGGUAAGGACCAUGCUAGCAAGCUUUUGGGCUCAACACCCCAUGAUCAGCUGUUAAUUCGGACGUCCGAUUCGUUCUCGGGCUUGCUUUUGUUUGCCAUUGGGUUUUUCUUGUUCAUGGUGGCAUUUGUGAGGGACAGGGAGUUUCAUAGCUUUUUUGCUAGAGGGUGUGUGCUUCUCCAUGUUGCAAUGGCCAUUUGGAGAGUUUACUUUGAGAGGAAAGUUGAAGAUCUUGGGUAUGAUUGGGUGAGGCUGGUUGUUGGGGACAUUGUUUUAGGACUUUCUUGGGUUUUCUUUCUUGUUUAUUCGUGGAGGGAAAAGUAUGAUUAAGGUUGGUCGAAGCCACAAUGAUGUUUCGAUUGAAAAUACUUGUUUGCACUGUAUGAAACUAGGAAUUUCAAGGCCAAGAAAGUGUUGCUGAUAUUGAUUAUAACCUUUUCAAGCUAGAUCUACAAUAGUUUUUGUCAGACUCGAUAAAGGAUGGUGAGAUUUGAGGAGAAAUCUGGUUCAUCACACUGGUCAGAUACGGAUUUCCCAGGAACUGGACGUGCUUCAGCAAGAAAGCUAGAAAUUCUGUCGUUAGAGCUGCAAUUAACUAGAAAUGUGAUUAGCUUGUCGAUAAUUUUUUCUUCCUCUUAUGCUCUACAUUAUUCCUUGUCCAUUUCCUAAUAGAUAGCCUUUGCUGUAAAUUUUCUUAUGAGACAAUGAUUUGUGUUAUCUAUGUUUCAUUCUUAAUGUCUUAAAUAGUUGCCGUACAUGCUUAUGCUUUCACUUGUCUGGCCACUUAUAGAGUGUUGAAGCACAUUCGUCCGAAAUCUGAUACAAAGAAAGAUUUCUGAAUAUCUGUUCAUGACACUGCAAUUAGACUUGCUAUAUCUACUCAUGCUUAUA